UCUGACGUCACUCCCCUGCCCAUAAAUAUAGCUCGUCACACUAAAUAUUUUGUUACUAUGGAAACACGGAGCAGUUGUUUCUGCCUGUAGUAACAGCGCGCUGAUUGGUUGGCAGUUCUCCCGCUCCUUUCCAUGGAUUCCACGUCUUACCUCUGACCUUUGUGCCUUCACGAAUGGAACGUCAAAUGAUAGAACAGGAACGGCGGUGACCUGUGUCCCAAUAACUUCAGUGACGCCAGGCGGGCCCUCCCAGUGUGCUCCAGGCCCUGCACAUCACAUCCAGCCUGUUCAGACAGGAUUGUGUAACAUGUUUUUGAGAGACGUCUUGUCACAGCCCCGCCCCCUUCUCUGCUGUUCUCAGGGUUCUUCCCGGCAGCCCCGCCCUUAAAACAGGAUGUUUUCCUUAUAAGGGUAUCUACGUCAGUGGAUUCUCGCGUCUGGAGCAGCCCAUUAAGGGGAAUCCAUGGGGGAAUCUGGAGGAGUCUACCGGAGCUUUCAAUAACGGAACGCUUAGAACGCGGGCGCAGUGUGGGCGGCUGUUUAGAGGAGAUGGGCGCAGAGACGCUCGGCGGGGGAGCGGUCGCUACUAUAGUCCGUGAGGCUGAGCCCCGGAGUAGGCGCCCCUCUCCCAGAGUUGGUCCAGUCCUGUGUUGACGUCACUUCAUUCAUGAAUCGUGGGGCCGCGGGUAUAUAAGGCGGGGAGCCGUGAGCAGCAGCAGUGACAGCUCGGAGAGCGGAUCUAUUGUACCGGAGCUUCAGCGAAAACUACGAGCAGUCAUGUAUCACGGAUUCCCCGCCAGCUCGGAAUACGAGGCGGCCUCAUCCCGCUGCAGCAGCGCCUCACCCGCCGGAGACAGUGGCGCCUACUACCCGUCCCCGUCCGCCUCCUUCUCCAGCCUCGGGUCCCCGCUCACCCCGCCGGAGUUCAGCACAGAGUCCAGCAGCAGCUUUGUCCCCACAGUCACCGCCAUCUCCACGUCCCCAGACCUGCAGUGGUUGGUGCAGCCCACCCUAAUCUCCUCUGUGGCCCCAUCACAGUCCAGAUCUCACCCUUACGGUGCGGCCCCAGCCUACAGCCGCAGUGGGGUGAUAAAAGGAGCCUCAGGACGAGGCCAGAGCCUAGGCCGGAGAGGGAAGGUGGAGCAGCUGUCUCCAGAGGAGGAGGAAAAGAGGAGAGUCAGACGAGAAAGGAACAAGAUGGCGGCAGCCAAAUGCCGCAACCGGCGCCGGGAGCUGACAGACACCCUCCAAGCGGAGACUGAUGAGCUGGAGGAUGAGAAAUCUGUCCUGCAGGCUGAGAUCGCUGCCCUGCUGAAGGAGAAGGAGAAACUGGAAUUCAUCUUGGCUGCUCAUAAACCGGCCUGCAAGAUCCCACAUGACCUGGAAGGGGCGUUCCAGGACCUGACCUCUUCCCUGGACUUGGGCCUUAUUUCUGAUGUCACCUGUGCUUCCACUCCUGCUGAAGUCUUGGCUGAGCCACUCUUCCCUGUAAGCAUCGGCCAGUCUUCCGUCCUGGAGAAGGAGAGCGCCCCAAUGCAGGUCCCACUAGACCUGAAGUCCGAGCCCCUGGACAACUUCCUCUUCAGCUCUCCUGUCACAGGAGUCUCUGAUGCUGCCCGCUCGGUGCCAGACGUGGACCUCUCCAGCACCCUGUACACUGCUGACUGGGAGCCCCUGUACAGCACUCUGUCGGUGGAGAUGGAGCCACUGUGCACGCCUGUUGUGACCUGCACCCCGACCUGCACCACCUACACCACAUCCUUUGUUUUCACCUACCCGGAGUCCGACUCUUUCGCCAACUGUGGUGCAGCUCAUCGCAGAGGAAGCAGCAGCAACGAGCAAUCGUCAGACUCUCUCAACUCUCCCACCUUACUGGCCUUGUAACUGCUGCCCUGGCACUAAGUUUCCCGUGGUGGUGGACAGCAAUCUGGGACUGUGCCCGCAGACCGCUCAGAGCUUUGUGAAUUUCACAGGCAGUAGGGGAUGUGGGUUUACCUCCCCGUGUUGUGACACUGCCACCUUGCUGCUAUACGUGUGCACUGUGCAUGUCAAUUCAUUUCCACCCAGAGGUGCAGCUUUGGACGGCUGAAAACACGAUCAGCGCUAAAGCAAGAGUUGCCAGCCGAACACUUGCCCAGUGCCCCUCCGUGUGGUUGGACUGGUGAUCCUCCUGCUUCCUGACGUAGCACUGGCAUGGACGUGUCACUCCUAUUGAUAUGUAGCAUGAUGUCUCCUCACUGCUGUGACAGUGAUGUGUUAUUGUCUCCUCUUCUGAUGUGGGGGCCCUGGUCCUGUACAGGGGCCACUCUGCAGCUAGUUAUGGUGCUGGUGGUUGGGGGGCUGUCUAGUGGGUAAAGCACUAAGCAGCUCUGCACUGCCAAGAUAUCUUUGUAAGACGUCUGAUCUGAAUAAUAGUCUAUAUAUACACACAUGACCCCCUGAAGCCGGACACAUGUGAACGUGCUGUAUCUUCCGUUGACUGUAACUCCGUCUCGCCGUCUUUCCAAGUUUUCCAUGAAAACGUUUUAUUUCCUGUAGACUGUUCUGGUUAUUUAUUUUGGAUUUGAGAAUAUUUAUAUUUUUAUUUGUAUUUUAUUUUCUACUCUAGCGGACAGAGAGCAGAGUCUCCUCAAGCAUUGUUUGCUUCUUGUCCAGAUAUUGAGAAUAAAAUGUAUUCGCAUUUGACUUA
This is a messenger RNA of Hyla sarda, 2689 nucleotides long. It is a transcript of the gene FOS, whose product is annotated as Fos proto-oncogene, AP-1 transcription factor subunit. Bases 778 to 1884 code for a protein of 368 amino acids. Gene Ontology annotation, biological process: regulation of transcription by RNA polymerase II. The transcript has 5 exons. Gene Ontology annotation, cellular component: nucleus. The record is from RefSeq and is a predicted model, not a curated record. Lineage: Eukaryota; Metazoa; Chordata; Amphibia; Anura; Hylidae. Gene Ontology annotation, molecular function: DNA-binding transcription factor activity, RNA polymerase II-specific; RNA polymerase II cis-regulatory region sequence-specific DNA binding.